AUGGCCGACCAAGCCACGGAAGCCACGUCUAAGCUCCAGCUCGACGAAGAGACGGGGGAGAUGAUUUCGAAGAACGAAUUCAAGAAAAGAGCCCAGAAGCGGGCCAAAAAGGCAGUGGCGGCAGCCCGCACGAGAGAGACCGCUGCAGACCAAAACCACGAGCCCAGUCCAGCGCCAGCUCAGGAGCCGGGUCUUCUUGAUCUAGACGCGAUGUUCAGGCAGGGCUGGCUGGCGGAUGUGUACAAGGAGCGGGCGAGUCGGGAGGUGGUCACGAGGUUCCCUCCGGAGCCCAAUGGCUACCUACAUCUUGGCCACGUGAAAGCGAUUGCUGUCAACUUCGGCUUUGCCCGCUUUCAUAAUGGCAGGGCUGUUUGCUUUGAGCCAUCAGCCGUGACCUACACCAGCGACCAUUUCCAGAGGCUAUACGAAAUGGCAGAGAACUUGAUCCAGCUUGGCAAAGCUUACGUCUGCCACUGCGACCCGGCGGAGACCAAGAAGCAGAGGGGAGGGAAAGACGGCAAGGAAGGGCCUCGGUAUCGCUGUGAGCACGCCGAGCAAGAUGCUGCCAACAACUUACGAAAGUUCCGCGACAUGAGAGAUGGCGUGUACAAGCACCAGGAAGCAUUUCUGCGCAUGAAGCAGGACAUCGAGAAUCCGAACCCGCAGAUGUGGGACCUUGUUGCAUACAGGAUUCCCUGCAAAGCACAUCACCACCGCACAAAGGACAGGUGGAAGAUCUACCCGACGUAUGACUUUGCGCACUGCCUGUGUGACAGCUUCGAGGGGAUCACACACAGCCUCUGCACGACGGAGUUCUUCCGCUCCAGGGAGAGCUACGAGUGGCUCAAUCGCACACUGGGCGUCUACGAGCCAAUACAGCGCGAAUUCGGCCGUUUCAAUAUUGACAACACGGUGAUGAGCAAACGCGCGGUUAACGAGCUGGUCGAAAAGAAAAUCGUCCGAGGCCGGGACGACCCACGCCUCUACACUCUGGUCGCCCUCCGCCGCAGGGGCGUCCCCCCGGGGGCAAUCCUGGCCUUCAUCAACGAGCUGGGCGUGACGACGGCCAAGACUACCACGCAGACGGCACGCUUCGAGCAGUCGGUCCGCCGGUUCCUGGAGGCGUCUGUCCCGCGCCUGAUGCUCGUCCUAGACCCCGUCCCUCUGGUCAUUGACGGGGUCGAGGGGCUCGCGGCGACGGAGAUCGAGGUUCCGUUCUCGACGAGGGACCCGAGCAUGGGGAGCCGUGCACUGCGGCUGACGCGGACCGUGUACGUUGACAGGUCGGAUUUCAGGGAGGUCGCUGACGACAAAUUCUUCCGCCUUGCGCCGGGGAGGACGGUUGGGCUCCUGAAGUUCCCCUCGCCCAUCACCGUGACGACCUUUACCAAAGACGGCGCGGGUCAGGUGAGUGAGAUACGAGCCGUCCUGGACAGUGCUGCCGGCAGACCCAAGGCAUAUAUCCAAUGGGUUCCGGAAGGGUCAGCAAAGGUUGAAGUCCGGGUCCACGGUCGUCUCUUCAAGUCUGAUGACCCUAACGCUGCGCCGGGGGGCUUUCUCCAAGAUGUAGAUCCCCACGGUGAAACAGUAUAUCACUCUGCCAUGAUCGAAGCUGGAUUCGAGAAGAUCCGUCGGUCAGGGCCAUGGCCCAGAGAAGCUGGCAGGGGACAGACCAUCGAACUCGACACACCCGAGAGCAUCAGGUUCCAGGCUAUGCGAGCAAUUGACAGUGACAGUACCGCCGAGCAUAUCGUUCUGAAUCGGAUCGUGUCGCUGAAGGCAGACGCUGGAAAGGACUAG
Messenger RNA from Diaporthe amygdali, 1800 nucleotides. RefSeq names its product Glutaminyl-tRNA synthetase. Gene Ontology annotation, biological process: translation; glutaminyl-tRNA aminoacylation. Gene Ontology annotation, cellular component: cytoplasm; cytosol. Bases 1 to 1800 code for a protein of 599 amino acids. The transcript is spliced from 4 exons. Gene Ontology annotation, molecular function: glutamine-tRNA ligase activity; ATP binding. The record is from RefSeq and is a predicted model, not a curated record. NCBI's taxonomy places the organism in Eukaryota, Fungi, Ascomycota, Sordariomycetes, Diaporthales, Diaporthaceae.